Lineus longissimus is the source of this 7258-nucleotide messenger RNA. RefSeq names its product long-chain-fatty-acid--CoA ligase 1-like. The transcript is spliced from 18 exons. Gene Ontology annotation, cellular component: membrane; endoplasmic reticulum. Bases 99 to 2189 code for a protein of 696 amino acids. Gene Ontology annotation, biological process: long-chain fatty acid metabolic process. Gene Ontology annotation, molecular function: long-chain fatty acid-CoA ligase activity. Lineage: Eukaryota; Metazoa; Nemertea; Pilidiophora; Heteronemertea; Lineidae. The record is from RefSeq and is a predicted model, not a curated record.
UUGUGAGUCGAAAGCGUCAUCCGAAUUUUAAUGACAACACCGACUUUCGGGUCGAAAUAAACACAGAUUUCUGUGCAUUAAAACACCCAGAGUGACCUAUGAACCGUGCAUAUCAAAGUUACGAUUACUUUAUCCAGAGCAUGUCUGAUUUUGUCCACUAUCUUGGUGGUCACCUAGGGGCGGUGGCAGUCGGAGCCAUUACGACUGCUACUGCUGCCUAUCUCAUCAGCAGACCAAAGAAAUUCAGACCACUGGUCGAUCUCAAUAACCAGUCAAAAGAGGUUCCCGGUCUCCACUUGGCGCGUAUGUCAACUAUGUGCACAGAUGGUGAACUGAAGGAACGGGCCUAUGAUGAUGUUGGAACCAUCUACCAGGCUUUCAGGCGGGGAGCUCGAGUCUCAAACAAUGGUGAAUGCCUUGGCUGGAGAGAAGGAGGAACGGGACCAUACAGAUGGAUAUCAUAUAAUGAUGUGCUCUCAAAAUCUGCCAAUGUAGGAGCAGGUCUCCUGGAGAAGGGCCUUGUGCCGAACCACAACACAUUCGUUGGUAUUUAUUCGCAGAACAGGGUGGAGUAUGUGGUAACUGAGUUGGCAUGCUACUCCUAUUCCAUGGCCAUUGUGCCCCUGUAUGACACCCUGGGACCAGAUGCCUGUACAUACAUCAUCAACCAAGCCGAUAUGAGCCUUGUCGUUUGUGAUAACGUCACCAAGGUGAAUGCUCUUCUCGACCGUAUAGAAGCAACACCUAUUCUGAAGACGAUUGUUGUAAUCGAAACACCUGAUCAGGAACUCAGAAAACGCGCAGAGAGUCUUGGAAUAGAAAUUGUCUCAUUUUCUGAUCUUGAGGAACUCGGAAAGAAACAUCCAAAAGAAAUAAUGCCUAGCCAGCCUGAUGAUCUGUGCACGAUAUGCUAUACCAGUGGGACAACAGGGAGUCCAAAAGGGGCUAUGAUCACCCACAGAAAUGUCAUCGCUGGAGUAUCGGGCUGCCACUUGACACUCGCACCUCUCGGUGUUGGCACAGAGGACAUAAUCAUAUCAUAUCUGCCCUUGGCCCAUAUGUAUGAAAGAAUCAACCACGUCUACACGUACAUGAAUGGAGCCAAAGUUGGCUUCUUCAGCGGCGAUGUAAAGAAGCUACUUGAUGACAUCCGAGAACUCCGACCAACCAUGUUCCCAACAGUCCCACGGUUACUAAACAGACUUUAUGAUCAGGUUAUGGGUCAAGUGAGUUCAAGCUUGUUGAAGAAGAUUUUGUUCACUGUUGCUAUCAAUCGUAAAACUUCUGAGCUGUCAAGUGGUAUCUUGAGAAACAACAGCAUUUGGGACCAGAUCGUCUUCAAGAAAGUCCAGAUGGUCCUUGGUGGGCGCCUCAAGUUCAUCUGCACAGGAUCUGCACCAAUAUCUGACAAGGUACUCGCCUUUGUCAGAUGCGCUGUUGGAUGCCCGGUCCUUGAGGGCUAUGGCCAAACUGAAUCGGCUGCUGUGUCUACCCUGAGUGUGAUCAGCCACAAUGAACCUGGCCAUGUUGGCCCACCUCUACCGUGCACCAUGAUCAAACUGAAGGAUGUCCCCGACAUGGGAUACAAAGCAGAGGACAACAAGGGAGAGAUUUGCUUCAAAGGUCCAAGUGUUUUCAAUGGGUAUCUGAAGGAUCCGGAGAAGACUGCAGAAACUCUUGAUGAAGAUGGCUGGUUACAUUCGGGUGAUAUUGGCAUGUGGUUACCAAAUGGCACUCUCAAGAUCAUUGACCGAAAGAAAAAUAUCUUCAAAUUGUCACAGGGCGAAUAUAUUGCACCGGAGAAAAUUGAACAAAUCUAUGUGAGGAGUAUGCCAGUAGCUCAGGUGUUUGUGCAUGGUGAUAGCUUACAGUCAUUCCUUGUUGGUAUUGUGAUUCCUGACCCAGACCACCUGAUGAAGUGGGCAAAGAAUACGCUCGGAUUAGAAGGAGGCUACAAACAGCUUUGCGAGAAUGAGGAGGUCCAGAAAGCCAUUCUGGAGGAUAUGACCUCAAUUGGGAAGAAGGCUGGUUUAAAAUCAUUCGAACAAGUGAAAAACAUCCAUGUACAUCCUGAACUCUUCAGCGUUGAGAACGGCCUGAUGACACCCACCUUCAAGAGCAAACGAAAUGAAAUUCUAAAAUACUUCAAACAACAAUUGGAAAAUCUGUACACCGUCGCAGCGUUAUAAGACACUGUCAGUGACAUGUACAUUCUGUGAUGUUAAGGAAACUGAAUACACUUGCGGAGAGAGACAGUGGGGUUUUUCGAUGGUUAAAAAAGGGCAUUUUCCCUGUGUGGGAUUUUCUCUGAUGAGGAAAGUAAAGAACUAGUACAGGUUGGAACAAAAAAUGGCUUGUCCUGAUAGAAAAGAUUUCGAUGCCUGUGUGAUACUGUUGGACCUCUUAAUUUAUACUUUGCCUGCGACUGACAUAUUCUGUCAUUAUCAGGAAUGCCUUUCGUGACUCAUGCUGUCCAUAUAUAUCUGAAAGGUAGUCGUAAUUACAGAGGUUUUUGAAGAGAUACUAGGCUGAGAUAAGGAAGCUUAAAACGUGGUCUUCUCCUGGUUGUGGAAUUCCAUUCCACUCCACAGGUGAUUUUGCUGGUUACUCAAAAUUUCAGUAAAAAGGGGAGUCAGAAAUCAGGCCUAGCAUGUUGCUGGCGUCAUGUUUAAAGUAGAGAGGUUCAAAGUGUGAUAUGAGAACGAGGUGACAUUUUGCUGACGGAUAUCACCACGUUCUCGCAUCAAAAUCUGCACCCCCCUAGUAAAUUAAUCCUCAAUUAUACCUGUCUGUGAAAAGAACAUUGUCAUUAUCUUCCACAUUGCAGUAUUCUUGAUGGUGGUAAUUCACGACCAUGCCAACAUCACUUCGGCACUGUUCAGCAGGGCGAAUGAGUUGUAACUGUAAGUUCUUUUUUUUUGCAUGUAUUUAAUGUAACAUUGAAAGAUGAUACUAUGAUCAAAACUUUAAGUUCAGCACAUGUAUGGAUGCCACUUACCUGGAGUCACACCAGUUACUAGUGCCCAGCAAACAUACGAUUUUUAUUGCAGCAAUUAUCACUGCGAUGUGCAAUGAAAAAGUUGUUCUCUGUUUGGAACCUGUCGAUCGCUGGCCUUGAUAAUCAUCCCAGGCCCAAGGAAUGACCACAAGUUUUGUACUUGUUGUAAAUAUCAUGGAUCACUGCAAUAACAAACAGGCACUUUAGGAGAGGUUCUGACGGUGGUGUUCUGUCUUGUUGGACCAGGCUGCACUGAUUUCAUGUCAGUUUUUGAUUUAAAGAUUGAAUCUCAAUUUAAACAUCAAUUUUUGUGUUAAUCAACGAAUCGCGUGGAAAGAUGCAAUAUUAAAGCAGUCCAAAAUCCGUGAAAAAAGCAUAAUUCUUUCUUUCUUGUGCUAACGUCAUUCUAGAAUGUAUUUAUUUUAUAGAAAUUCAUAAAAAAUUUUGUUUGUACGUAGAGCUUUAUAAAUUCACCAGUUAGUUUUGCCAAUAUAUUAUUAGUCGUAAUGUUCUGUUCUUUGUAGAACGCCACGAGAGGAUAUUUUGUUCUUUUGAUUUGGUAGUGAUUAUGCAAUUACUUAGAAAGUAUCACCACCCCCCCCCCCCUAUACCGGCCACCACCCGUAUUGCUUAAAAUAUUGUUCUGCUUUUGUCAAAUAACACUAACAGGGAUGUGGCAGCACUACAGGAUAAGCAUUUUCUUGGACUACAGUUGUAAUAUUGGUUUUAUUUUUGCUUGAGGGUCACAUUGGCAAUCGGUCAAAUGCAGUCUAAGUUUUGACACUACAUUGCAUUUACCUCAUAUUUUUUUACUUAUUCUUGCACAUUCCUUCUUUUAUGAUCAGUUUGUUCUUUAAGUGGGACCACUGAUUUGGUAACCUUGUGAAUGGCCUCUUGGGGUCUCCCCUAAUGAGCCUAAUUGACCCCCCCCCCCCUCCCACAGACAGACACAUUUAUGCACUUGCACACAAGUUUACUUUCACUAACAUUGUUGUGUCUUGGGGCCUCCCCUGAUACAUUUGAUGUUUGCGUGACUUUUAUUUACGCGUUUACAAAUAGCCAUGAGAAUAUAUGACUGUUAAGAAGAAUACGUAGUUGAAAUAACUGUUUGAUACAGGAUUGUCCAAACACAGUGCUUGAUGAACUGGCAGUGCACAAAACCAUGAAAUAAUAUGGCGGUGAAUUUUUUUGGAUAUGUUUAGUAUAGAUUAGAAAUAGAAGAGAAUCGCUAUUGACCAAAAUCUUGUAAUAUUGUAAAUAAGUUACAGAUAUGUUCAACUUCAGUCCAGCUUGUUUGUUUUGCAUGUAACAAACUAUAGCACAGGUAGUGGUAGUGGUAUAGGUAUUGGUAAAGAAUGUGAUAUUUUCUUAGAGUAACAUGUUGGUAAUUAGAUGGACAUGAGUUAGGAAGUAUUCUUGGUCUGAGAUUCUUGUCUCCUGGGCUUGUUUGCACCUAUCAGCUCCCAAAUGCCCUAAUUUUUCAUCAAUUUUGAUGAAAAUAUGUGUUAAGGUCACAAACAAACUUUCAUCCUCACAGAUUUCCAGGGGAACAUUCCGCCUAAAUCUUUUGAGGGGGGGAGAAGUCCCCUUCUCCUCCUCCGUAGGAAACCCUGGGACACUGUACAAAGAUUACUUAUUGUCUUGAUUGACAUUACUGACGAUUGUUGUCCAUUGCCAUCCACUCCACAUGUAUAUUCUGAAAUAUUGUAUCUUGUAUUUAUUAAAUUGUUCUGUAUAAACACUAAUUAUAGAUCGAGGCCUGUUUUGUUCAAAAUGAUGUUAGUACUAACGUGGUGUUGGUACUUUCUUUACCUCCUUGGACAUAACACCAAUUUAACAUCAAUGUAGUGAAACUGCUGGUUCGAACUACCCAGCCCUAGCUACUUGAAAAGCUUGACUUUAAUCCAGCUAAUAUUUUGCAGUUUGAUGUGUGCCCCACCCUAGAGUUCCCAAUCAAAAUUGCCAGAAGGAUUGGUGUUUUGUUUUAAGAGCAUGGUGCUUUGUAUAUUUUGACCCAUGAACUGGCAAAGGUGGGCUGAGGACAAUGUGCUAAAACCGGCAUUUAUUAAUCUAUUUUCUGUUUACCAGUAUAAAUGGCCAUUCCAGUAGCACAGCUACGUGUAUCCUGCCUUGCACGAUGAAAAAUCAUGAUUUAUGGGAGGGGCUAUUAAAAGAUUGGGUUCUACAACAAGUAUCAAAGUUGCUGUAAAAUUUGUACAAAUAAGCAAAAGUGAAACUGUAUGAUAGGCAACACACAUGCUUCUGUUAUUGCUGUAAAAAAGCCUUUAGUAAUGCUAUAAUUCGUCGAGUUUGAAUCCUACUAUUGAGUGUCGUAAUCAAAUGAGGCAGCUAUUGAUGAUGUGUGAUCAGACUUGUACAGUUGAUUUGCUGAGGGCUUGUCCCUUAGAUAGGCACAGCCCAAGGUAGUCACCAUCUUAACGGAUAUGAAACACGAAGUAACCCAGGCGCAGGUGUGUCAGUUUUGUAAACAAGUUUUACGCCAGCAGAUUCCGUGUAUAUCAACUUGUUGCACCAUGAAAUGAAAUUCUAUUUUCGAAUAUUCCAUGUUUCCUUACUAAUCAACCACUAAUUUCUCUGACCAUGCGAUUAUAUCGUGACAGCGAUGAACUGGCGUGGCAUGCAUGCACCCUGUAGUUCCUUGGCACCCACAAAAUAGGCACUCCUGCAGCCCAGGUGACAAAUUGUGCGAGUUUUCUGUUGCUGCAGGACACUCAAGUCAUGAUUUUAACUUCAAAAAUAUAUUACUUCAAAGUAAUACGUUUUUGCAUGUGUACUGAUAAAGUUCUGAAUUAUUGUAUUUCUCAUGGGAGUUUAUUUGACAAAGCCCAAUGGAUGGAAAUGUAGUCCAGCUUUAUAAUGCAUUAUCCACUGUAUAGACGUAUUCAAUGCUUAUUGUUGUGCUGAAGGAAAGCUUUCCACAUUUGGAGUGAAAUUACCAAAAGUUUAGAGAACAAAAUGUGAAACCAAUGUUCAUGAGAGCAAUGUGACAGGUGGGAAAGAAAUUGCAUCCUAUCUGAUGUUACUGCAAACAUCUCAAUUAUAUCACAACACUGGCCUAAUAUUUCAAACAGUAAUUGAUUACAAUCUGACGUUAAGGCUACACGUACAUUGAAUAUGAAAAUAUUUUUGGUAAAUUGUACCCCAGGUGUGAAAGGUUAUGCAUCAAGUCUCUAAAUACUAAACUACAUGUAUUUGAGUUAAUUGUACCGUGCAUGUUACUGGUCUCUAUCUUGUAAUGAAAUGAUCUAUAUCAGUUUAUUUAUCGGUGAUUUCAUGUCCAGCAUUUGAGAGUUGACCAUAGGCACCACCAUUUUGGCUAGAGCUUGAAAUCCUGAAGCAAUUCAAAACGAAGUGAGUGCCAAUUUCAGGGGUCACGGAGUCUGUUCCGUGUUCCAGAGAACAGCCUCCCAUGUUUUAAAUGGGCAUUCAAUUCCUUUUGAAGGAGUUCGAAUUGCUUUGGGAUUUCAGAUUCUAGACAAAAUGGUGGUGCUAUGGUCAACUCUCAGUUAAGCGCCCUGCUAAUGAAUGGGUGAGAUUUAAUGAAUAUGUUAUUUGCAGGGUGCUUCAAGGGCACCGUUGUGUUGUUUUUGUUCUUGCCUCUCUGCACUGAUCUCAGCUUUAAGUUCAAAAAGGUGUGGAUUAACUUUUCUGUAGAGCGCAUUUAGACAUGUAAUGCUUAAUGGUCAGACUCGAUCUGCGUGCCACAUCUUCAUGUUGUUGGAUCCACAAAUAUUUGCCAUUUCAAGAGCCAUUCAUCUGCAAAAUUCAUUACUAACAGCUCUACUGAACAAACCAUUGUGGUUGAAUGGGCAAAAGAGUGUCUAUUUUAGCACAAUAUUCAAAUAUAAAAUUGGAGUUAGGCAUUUUGUUAAUGAAUGCUUUGUUGGUAUCUAGUGUUGGUCCAUCCAGUUAUCAAAUCCAGUCCUGGUGGGUCAGUCGGAUUUGAAAUAUGUAAUAGUCAUCAUACAGAAAGAAGGGAACACAAACAAAACUAGCAAUCCUCUUAAUUAUGUGGAUUAAGAGUAUUUAUUGAAAGAAAAGUAGCUAUACUAUAUAAUUUCUGUCUUGAAAGGCUAGUCUCCGAGGGCCAAGUCAAUGUACGCAUUCAUUUCUUUGGCACCCAUCAAUCGGUUGAGUAUGUACUAAUAAUAUUAUUGUAAGUAGGCCCGUUCAUUUUGUGUCUUUUGACUCAUUCACCAGACAUUUUAUUAUACAGUAAAUAAAGAGAAAAAUGUGCUA